AUGCUGUGGGGACGUUGUACUGAUGCCGUUUUGGUCUGCAAGUGCGAUAGGAAAUUACCGUCAUGCUCGCGCUGUGCGGCUUCUGGUAAGACCUGCCAGGGUUACAAUUCAGCGCGAAAUGCAGCAAUUCCCCGAAGUCUGGUGCAGAGUCUGGAGCAGGAGAUCGACCGCUUGCAGACCGACCUCAGUGGCCUGACUUAUGAGCACUGUGAAGCUCAGCCCCUACCUCGGUCGAAGUUGAACCCAGCAAUGACCAGCCCGACCAGAGGAAAUGACCGUAAUACAUCGCUCAAUGCCUCCUGCUUGCAGUCGACACCCAGUACGCGCACCUUCGAUCCUGCCGCCCGCAAUGCCGCAAAGGAAGCCAUCAUCGCGAGUGCGGAACUCCAAGCCAUGAUCAGUGCCACCAUACCACUGGGACCUUCGCUUACAGAUGUCGUCCAAAGAAUUCGGAUGGGCCUGACACCCUCGCUCAUCGUCUCUCCAUCUACUGGAGGGAACUUUCUAUCCCAGAGUACUCCUGGUCCGAUCGAGACUCGAAGCCAGUCUCAAGAGGAAGAGGUGGACGCGUCUACGCUGGCCAGGGUACCACGUCAAAUCGUGUAUGCUCUGGUCAAUAAGUAUGUCCAACGAUCAUUGCCAGUCCAUCCUUUCCUCUAUGAACCCACGGUUUGGGACCAGCUGAGCCGUGUCCUGCGCAAGCUGCCUGAAAGGGCGGAAUCGACCGAGGUCGACACCUUGCAACCCGCACCGACUGUGAAACUCAGCUAUGAUUUUCUCGUCAUCUACCUCAUUUUGGCGACAUCGGUAAUCUUGGGGAGUGCAACAGCUGGCCAUGGUGCCCGAUGUCUGGCGUUUUCUGAAUCUCUCUUCAAGGAGGGAAUCCGACAUAUUUCCAAAAUAACCCCGUAUCCAUCUGAUAUCGCGGGCAUCCAGGUGACUCUUUUGAUCUUGCAGUACGCCUCGGUCAACCCUAGACUAGGUAAUGUGUGGAUCUUGAGCGGUCUGGCCAUGAGAGACUGCCUAGAGUUGGGGUUUCAUCGAGAAGUAGCCGAUGUGUCGGACCCGUUGACUGCGGAUCUGCGACGUCGAAUCUUUUGGACUGCCUACUACAUGGACCGUUCCAUUUGCGCUGCAUUGAGGCGGCCGUUCUCCAUCCCAGAUCUCGCAAUCAGCGCCCAGUUUAUGUCUAUUCUACCCGACAGGUGCAUCACUUCUGUGGGCUUGGUGGAAGACGGCAGUCCUCCGGCAAAGGGUCUUGCUCUCCGAUGGAUUCAAUAUCGGCAGUUACAGUCUCACAUUAUCGAGGUCCAUUUUCAAGGCCGGCCUCUUAACGCCGGGCAAGAUUGGGAAGAGUGGCUGGCCGUUUCCGAACAACGCCUACUCCAGUGGUACCACAGCGAUCUUCCCCACGAUGGCUGGACCGAGUUCGUAUUUUUCCAUGGUCUCGUCAUGCUUCACCGACCCUCACCCCGUAUACCGUUUCCCAAUACUACCAGCCUAUCUGCCGCCUUUGAGGCGGCAUCUGCCUCGGCGCGGAGCUGUCGCGAGCAGAUCCUAUCGGGAUUUUUCCCACGGCCGUUCCUAGCUGGAAACCACAUGUUUGCCACAGCCCUCGUAGUGCUGUUCUGCCUACGGUAUAAUUACGACACCAUCGCGCAGAAGUACAGCCCCCCACAAAUCUUCGAGCUGACAAAAUUGUUCAGUUCCAAUCUUCUGGCCAUCUCAGCUCAAGGCUGGAGUGAAAUAGCUGAGUACGCCGGUAUCUACGAACGAUAUCUGGCGCCCUUACUGGAUUCUAUCCUCACAGGCGACAACCCCGUCACUUACGCAUAUACCGCCAAGCAGGACGCCGAAUUGCUUCGUUUGCUUUAUCCGGGUCCCAUCCAUCCCAAAGAGCUUCGAUUCACGGGCCCGGCCGAAGUAGAAGAAGCAAACUUGUCGUCCUUUGACGCUGCGAUAUACUCGCAAGACGAAACGCUGAUGGGUAAUGGUGACGGAAAUAUGUUCACGAUCUUCUGA
This is a messenger RNA of Fonsecaea multimorphosa CBS 102226, 2022 nucleotides long. RefSeq lists its product as uncharacterized. The record is from RefSeq and is a predicted model, not a curated record. Bases 1 to 2022 code for a protein of 673 amino acids. Gene Ontology annotation, molecular function: zinc ion binding; DNA-binding transcription factor activity, RNA polymerase II-specific; sequence-specific DNA binding. Gene Ontology annotation, biological process: DNA-templated transcription; positive regulation of transcription by RNA polymerase II. The transcript has a single exon. Lineage: Eukaryota; Fungi; Ascomycota; Eurotiomycetes; Chaetothyriales; Herpotrichiellaceae.